Baudoinia panamericana UAMH 10762 is the source of this 525-nucleotide messenger RNA. RefSeq lists its product as uncharacterized. The record is from RefSeq and is a predicted model, not a curated record. Bases 1 to 525 code for a protein of 174 amino acids. The transcript has a single exon. Lineage: Eukaryota; Fungi; Ascomycota; Dothideomycetes; Mycosphaerellales; Teratosphaeriaceae.
AUGGAGCGAUUAGGUACAUCGCUUCUGGAGAAGGUGUCCGAAACGCCCAUGCCGUUUGCGGAUUGCUGUGCCAACAUCUCACUGCCGAUGUUAUGCUUGCUGGCCAGCAAGCUCCCGCAUUGCCCUGCCGUGGUUGUAUCUGUGGGAUCCGGAAGCGGCCUGUUAGAGACGCUCCUCAUACAGGUGACCAACGGCAACGUCGACCUUGUAGGGGUGGAAGUGCCAUCAUGUCGUAACAAAUACCUGCCUUGCGAACGGCUCCUCAGAGUACCGUGCACCGAGUCACUACAUCCUGACGCUUUGCUAGCUUCUGCACUCAUGUUCGUAUACCCUCGGAAAGCGAGCAUUGUUGCUCGGUAUCUUGAGAGUUACCGUGACGGCGCAGUUGAGCGACUGCUCUGGCUUGGACACAAAUGUGACAUUCCAGAGAUGGAAGAGAUACUUCGCCCCUACUCCUCUUCCCUCGAAAUCGUUGAUGGCCCGGGCUUGGCUGCAUAUGAGGCUGUCCUCGUGGCCUCGCUAUGA